Copidosoma floridanum is the source of this 450-nucleotide messenger RNA. RefSeq lists its product as uncharacterized. Lineage: Eukaryota; Metazoa; Arthropoda; Insecta; Hymenoptera; Encyrtidae. The record is from RefSeq and is a predicted model, not a curated record.
AUGCACGGCCAUAAAAACAUUCUUGUAAUUGAGAAUUUAUUCACGAGGUGGGCCGAGGUUGUGCCACUACGGCAAGCCAACGGAAAGGCUCUGGUGAGCGCACUGAGAAAGCACGUCAUCUACUGCCAUGGUAACCCGGAAUUGUUGCUGAUAGAUAACGGCACCAAGUUCCAAAAGAAAGAUGCAAACCUAGUCGAACGACUGAACCACAUGAUCAAGACUCUUAAUCGAGCCUUCGUCGAAGCCAAUCAUAGGUCAUGGGACGAGAAGCUGCCCAAACAUAUAUUCGCCUAUAACACGGAGAGGCAUGCUACAACAAGUGUAAAAAUGAGCAUCAACGUGUUCAGACGUGGAUCAGCUAAUUCGGAAGGUGGUAGUCAAGGUCCUCGAGGAAUUGGAUAUAAUCUCACCACGGAAGGUCAAUUUGACUUGGAAAAUAGAAGGUUGUGA